AUGGCCGAUGAUAAGAAAGACUCGAAGAGCUCGGAAUCGGAGCACAUCAAUCUGAAGGUGCUCGGACAGGACAACGCUGUGGUGCAAUUCAAGAUCAAAAAGCAUACACCGCUGCGUAAGCUGAUGAACGCUUACUGUGAUCGGGCGGGUCUAUCGAUGCAAGUCGUCCGCUUCCGGUUCGAUGGACAGCCGAUCAACGAGAACGAUACCCCGACCACCCUGGAAAUGGAGGAAGGCGACACAAUCGAGGUGUACCAACAGCAGACUGGUGGAGGAAAUCGUCCCAUGCAGUAA
Messenger RNA from Anopheles marshallii, 294 nucleotides. RefSeq names its product small ubiquitin-related modifier 3-like. The transcript has a single exon. Bases 1 to 294 code for a protein of 97 amino acids. Gene Ontology annotation, molecular function: protein tag activity; ubiquitin-like protein ligase binding. Gene Ontology annotation, biological process: protein sumoylation. The record is from RefSeq and is a predicted model, not a curated record. Gene Ontology annotation, cellular component: nucleus. Lineage: Eukaryota; Metazoa; Arthropoda; Insecta; Diptera; Culicidae.